This is a messenger RNA of Fonsecaea erecta, 2115 nucleotides long. RefSeq lists its product as hypothetical. The record is from RefSeq and is a predicted model, not a curated record. Bases 1 to 2115 code for a protein of 704 amino acids. The transcript has a single exon. Gene Ontology annotation, cellular component: nucleoplasm; Noc2p-Noc3p complex; nucleolus. Gene Ontology annotation, biological process: ribosomal large subunit biogenesis. NCBI's taxonomy places the organism in Eukaryota, Fungi, Ascomycota, Eurotiomycetes, Chaetothyriales, Herpotrichiellaceae.
AUGGGCAAACAGACCAAGGCCACGAAGAAGUUCGAGAAGAACCGCCUCAAAGGCACGAUUGAACGACGCAAAGAGUUUGCCAAAGUCAAACAGCGACAUCAGCAGAAGGAGAAAAAGAAACAAAGAGCGGCGUUGAGAUCAAAAGAGGAGGAUGACGUUUCGGGGUCAGAUGUUGAGGCUGGUGGCAAUGGAGCUGAGGGUAUGAACGAGGAUGAGUUCUUUCAGGACGCUGUGGAUAUACCAGAGCAUGAGACGAACAACAAGAGCGGAAAGCGGAAAAGAGAACAGAAUGCUGGUGACAAAUCUGAAGAUGCCGAAAGUGAUGGUUCAGACGAUGAAAUCGAGGGCCAUAAAAACCAACUGGCUGCGUUGGCCGAGAAAGACCCCGAAUUCUUCAAAUACCUGCAAGAGAACGACGCAGAGCUACUCGAAUUCGACGAAGACGACGAUCUCGCAGCAGUCGACGAUCUGAGUGAAGAGGAGCCUCCUACAAAGAAGCAGAAGACGAAGGGUGCGCAUAAAGAGGACCCUGACGCAUCGGAUGAUGUUACUCUGGCAAUGGUCAAGAAGUGGAAGACCUCCCUGGCCGAACAAUUCUCCAUCAGGGCUCUCAGACAGGUGGUGCUGGCUUUCCGCGCCGCGGCACACGCGGACGAUGAAGAGGAUAAGGCCUUCAAGUAUAACAUUGCGAGUCCAGAGGUGUAUCACGAGGUUCUCAUAACGGCACUCCAGCACGUUCCUCUGGUGCUGUCCCAUCAUCUCCCGGUCAAGGAGUCCAGCGGCGGCAAGCUACGCAUACCGACUGAUUCACCCAAGUUCAAGACUCUGGCACCGUUGAUCAAAUCACACGCCUCCUCUUUGCAUUAUUUGCUCAAGCACUUGUCAGAUACGAAGACCCUCAGGCUGACGCUCGAGUCCUUCCAGCCGCUUCUCCCAUAUCUGCUUCAAUUUCGCAAAUUUCUGAAAGUCAUCACGAAAGCCGUGGCGUCUAUUUGGUCAGACAAUUCUUCCGAUGAGGCGACUAGAAUCACCGCUUUCCUGGUCAUUCGCCGGCUAAUGGUUAUUGGCGACGCUGGGAUCCGUGAAGCCGUCUUGAAAGCGACGUAUGAGGGCGUCGUCAAGGGCAGCCGACACACAACAGUCCAUACCCUUGCAGGAAUCAACUUGAUGAAGAACUCAGCGGCAGAGAUCUGGGGCAUUGACCAAAAGGUCAGCUACACGACAGGCUUCACGUUCAUCCGCCAGCUCGCCAUCCACCUCCGUGCCAAUAUCACCAAACCGACUAAGGAUUCAUACAAGACGAUAUACAAUUGGCAAUUUGUUCAUUCUCUGGACUUUUGGUCUCGGGUAUUGUCCAGUCACUGCAACUCGCUUCUGGAAGCACAGAAUGGCAAGCCCUCGCAACUACGCCCACUCAUCUACCCGGUUGUCCAGGUCACACUUGGCGCACUGAGGUUGAUCCCGACUUCCACCUAUUUUCCUCUUCGAUUUCAACUGAUGCGGGCACUCCUACGGAUCUCGCAGGCCACGGAAACAUAUAUUCCUCUGUCGGCGGCUCUGUUGGAGGUGCUGAACUCGGCAGAGAUGAAGAAACCUGCAAAAGCCGCAACGCUGCGUCCUUUGGAUUUCGCCUCGAACAUAAGGGCCCCGACGUCGUACCUGAAAACAAAAGUGUACCAAGAUGGUGUGGGCGAACAGGUAGUCGAACUGCUUUCCGAGUUCUUUGUGCUGUGGACGAAGAGUAUUGCCUAUCCUGAGCUGCAACUGCCGGUCAUCAUCAUGCUGAAGCGGUGGCUCAAGACGGCUUCCAAGCCGAGCGGAAACAAAAACGGCAAGCUCAACCAAGCACUUCUUGUGCUGGUACAAAAGUCGGAAGCCAACGCCAAAUGGAUCGAAGAAAGGAGGAUCAACGUCAACUUUUCGCCCAAGGACCGGGCGGAAGUGGAAGCAUUCCUGAAAGACGUGCAAUGGCAGGACACUCCUCUCGGGGCGUUUGUUGUUUCACAAAGAAGGUUACGGGAAGAAAGGAGAAAGGUGCUGGAGCAAGGGCGAAAGGAGCAAGAACAACGAAAGGCUGCGGAAGAAGAUGCUGACAGUGACAUUGAGAUUGCUUGA